GUUGAAACUAACGGAUACGAGUGCAGAUAUCCUUGACUGCCUUGGCAACAACCUUAGACACCAUCGCGAAUAUUCAAACGUCCAAGUACCAUACCACAUCAAAUAUCAACCGCAGAUAUGCCAUCAUCCACACAACAAUCGCACGCGCGCUCGCACUCGCUGCUUCUCCUGCAGAAACUCCUUAACCUGCGCGACAGCGCUAGCCCCCUAACCCUAGUCCUCGACACGCUGGAGCAGAGCGCAGCGCCCGUAGUUCACGAGUUCCUCAGCAGAGCCAAGAUCUCCAAAAGCAAAACAAUAUACCUAUCCUCCUCGCUCCUACGAAAACCCUCCUGCGCCGACAUCUUCAUCAAAGCCUGGGGCAAGACCCCCGACGCCCUGCGCGCCGAGAUAUCCUCGCACUACUCGUCCGGCAGCGCCGGGCACUUGCACAAAAUCCUCGUCGUGAUCGACGGGCUAAACGGGAUCGCCCGCGCCGCCGGUUCCAGUUCCAACCUGUCCCUGUUCCUCUCCGGCCUGAUCACCCCCGCCGUCUCCCUCGUCGCCGUCUACCACGCCGACGUGCCGCUACCGCCCAACUCCUCCUCCUUCGGCAGCGAGUACGAGCCCCACCCGCUCACGACGCUGUGCCAUCUCGCCACCGCCGUGCUCCGCGUCGCGAGCCUGUACCAGGCGGUCGAGCGCCGGCGCGCGCGGAACCGCAGCUUGCAGGAGCCCGAGUGGGGACUUGCCGAGGGAAGGGAGGGCGUGCUGGUCGGGCUGGGCAGUGCCGAGAAGAGGUCUGCGGCUGGCGAGGGCCUUGUGCUGGAGAUGGAGCUGAGGCGGCGUAGUGGCCGCGCCGUUGCGGAGAAGUUCGUCCUGGUACCACGGUCGGCGGCAGCAGGAGCGCAGGAUAGCAGCAAAGUCCAGACGUCGAGACUAUAUCUUCUCUCCGACCACCCCGCAUUUCGGGAUCCAAGCGAUAUCGACCAAGGGGGUGCGGCGGGCGAAGGAGACGGGGAGAUGGGGACUACGUUUAACCUAGGGUUGACAGAGAAGCAGCGUAGAGAUAGAGAGGGCAUAGUCCUACCGUACUUCGACGCCCAGACGGACAUCGGGGCGGGCGAAGGUGGACGGAUUCUAUACGAGAUGGGGCGGGAAGAUGACUUUGACGACGAGGAAGAUGAAAUAUGACAUCACUUUUUGCAUUUAACUCUUAAGAUGCCACGGCCUUUUCUUUUCCUGGCUUGCUUCGUGAUUUGUUGUCUGUCGUCUAUUGAUACAUCUAGAUGGUGC
Messenger RNA from Daldinia vernicosa, 1275 nucleotides. RefSeq names its product histone acetylation protein 2. Gene Ontology annotation, biological process: tRNA wobble uridine modification. The transcript has 2 exons. NCBI's taxonomy places the organism in Eukaryota, Fungi, Ascomycota, Sordariomycetes, Xylariales, Hypoxylaceae. Gene Ontology annotation, cellular component: cytosol; elongator holoenzyme complex; nucleus. Gene Ontology annotation, molecular function: tRNA binding. Bases 118 to 1173 code for a protein of 351 amino acids. The record is from RefSeq and is a predicted model, not a curated record.